Messenger RNA from Pimephales promelas (fathead minnow), 4110 nucleotides. The record is from RefSeq and is a predicted model, not a curated record. NCBI's taxonomy places the organism in Eukaryota, Metazoa, Chordata, Actinopteri, Cypriniformes, Leuciscidae.
CCCCUCACGCCGAAAAAGAAAAACGCAUUUCACCUCGACCAAUCAGCAGGCGAGCUCCUCGCAUGUGUGUAUUGUUUAAACUGGCCAAAGCAAACGAGCAGUGCGAGCACACAAACUUCCACACGGAGACAUGGCGGCCGUUAGCUCAGCUGCCAAAGACGAGAAAUCCUUCACUGGUGCCAAUUUUGCCCCGAAUCCACUCUAUACAGGUUACGACCAAACAGGCGAACAUGAAAACUGGGAGUAUGAAACUGGCAAACAAGUUGAAUCGGACGCGGUCGAUGAGGGUUCCCAAGCGGGUAGCGACUGUUCGCGACGGCUCGAUGAUGAACUGACGGCCCUCAGUCCAGAAGAGAUUGCCAGCCGUUUGGAAAGAACGAGAAGAGAGUUUUAUAAUCGGCGAAAAAUAAUAAUAAAGAACCUCCCCGUCGACAUCAGCAAUCAGGAGGUGCAUGAGCUGUUAAGCAACUAUGAUUUGAAGUACUGCUUUGUGGACAAGUACAAAGGGACAGCCUUCGUGACGCUACUGAACGGGGAGCAGGCCCAGUUUGCAAUAAAGGAAUUUCACCAGUAUGUUCUCCGUGACCGUGAGAUCUCUGUGCAGCUGCAGCCGACGGACGCUCUGCUAUGCAUCGCCAACCUUCCCAGGGCUUUCACCCAGCAACAGUUUGAGGAGCUCGUUCGUCCCUUUGGAAACAUUGAGCGCUGCUUCCUGGUCCACAGUUCUGCCACGGGCCACUCGAAGGCCUAUGGCUUUGUGGAGUACAUGAAGAAGGACUCGGCAGCCAGGGCGAAGUCAGAGCUGCUGGGGAAGCAGCUUGGGUCACGUAUGCUGUACGUGCAUUGGACAGAGGUUGGAUCGCUCACGUAUCCCAUGCUGCAGUCUCGCUGCCUCUGUGUUGACCGACUACCUCAAAACAUCCUCACCGCUCAGGAUCUCCGCAGUGUGUUGAUCGACACGCACGUUCCUAUAUUCUGCCAGAUUGCUCAAGGUCAGGACUGUAGUUUUCGACGGUUUGCAGUGCUGGAGUUCUCCACACCUGAGAUGGCUGAGGACGUGCAGCGGCUCACUGAUGGGAGAUCUCUGGGUGGGACUCGUAUACGUGUGUCUUUCUGCGCCCCUGGACCACCUGGAAGGAGCAUGUUAGCUGCCCUCAUUGCCGCCCAGACCAUGGCCUUGAACCGAGGGAAAGGUCUCCUUCCUGAACCUAAUGCCAUACAGAUUCUUACUGGCCUCAAUAACCCUGCCACGCUGAAGAUGAUGAUGGCGUCCCUCAACCCGGGACAUAAACAAGGACUUCUGGGAGCUGCGCCCGCCGUACCUCUGCUUGCCAACCCUGCCCUCUCAGCUGCCCUCAUGCAGAUGCUGCUCCAGAACCAAGUCCAACAGCAAGCUCUUUUAGGGAAUCCUCUUCUUUGGGCUCAUAUUCUGCACAAUAAAGAGUGCAGUCUCCUUCCUUGUGCUGGAUUGCUGAGUGAAAAUCCUCUAGCUGCUCUUCCUCUCCAACAAGGCAUUAACAUGCUGGGAGAAAUGUCUCAAGGUGCUAUUGCUCCAACACUGGGCUUGCAGAAUGAGCCUCUUGGCCCCAUCAAACAACCAUCCCUGAGUCGACCUCUUGGGAGAGAAACCGAGACCCCAGCCACCCCGAUUGGCUUUCCCCCAGCAUCCUCUCCUGCACUGCAGGGAUUGAGCAUGUCCCUCCUAGCUGGAAUGUUAGGAGCAGAUGGGCCGACUCUACCGGGGGCGUCAAUAUUGGGUGAGCCUCCCAAAGAAGUUGGUGUGUCCCAGAACCCCUUUCUCAGUGCUCCUAGCAUAUUCCCAUCUUCAGGUGCCAGCAACAGAGCUCACCCCUACAGGAAGAAAACUGCAAUUGGAAGCGCGUCUAACCAGCGCACAAACCACAGCAUCCACUCGAACUAUAGCCUGCGCUUCCAAGAGUCAUGCACACCAGAGUUUCCUCUUCUGCACCAGGACCCUUUGUCGCACUUGUAUGAACAGCAGGAGGUUCUGGAAAAUGCAGCUAUUCCCGGUUACGGUUUGCAGCUCUCCAGGCACGCAGGCUUUGGUGAUGCAGGGUCUCCUUUCAGCUAUCCACCCAGCUCCCCACAGUCUUAUUUCAGCUUUGGUGCCCAUACCGGCAUCCCAUCCACCCAGCUCAAUAAGGCUGUUGGAAUGCCUCCAGUGACUCAUUCCAGCCUAUUUCCUGCUGCACCUGGUGCUGGUAUGAAGACUCCCAUCGGCGGGCAGAAGCGUCUGUUCUCCCGCCUCAUCCCGUCUCCAGAGCCCAGUCCAGAGGGUGGCUACGUAGGUCAGCACUCUCAGGGUCUCGGGGGACACUAUGCCGACUCCUACCUGAAACGCAAACGCAUCUUUUGACCAGCACUUGAUGGCUUCCUCUGAACCGCCAGCUUUUAAAGGGAUUGCUACUUUAAUACCAUCUUUAAGUGUGUGUUUGUGUGAUAGCGGUGGGCCGUCAUUGAGGUCACUUGAGUUUGAGCAGUGGAGGACCCGGAAGCUCAGAUGAUCGGUCAUGGAUGAUUGCCGAAGUUUGUGUAUAUAUAAUUUCAAUGUGUUUGUAAAUACUUUAUUUUUUUAUUUGCCUUUUUAAUUUUGUUUUUAUUUUAUUUUUGUAAACCCAAAGAACCAUAAUGAAAGGAAAGGGUUCCUGUCUUGCUCAUCUAAAUAGUCAUAUUUUGUAGGCUUUUUUUUUAUUUAGAUUUAUUUUGAAUAAUUUUAAGCAGGAAGAUUGCCUUUUUCUGCUACGCCUCUUGUUAGUUGUGUAUAUAGUUGUUUAGUUGUCUAAAAAGGCUUCUCCACUACAAACACUUCCUCUCACACACAAGUGCCGAGCCUUACAUGCUUCGGAUAUCAUGCAUCUCUGCAACGGAUAUGGUAGCUGUCUGUUCUCUUCAGUGAGUCACCUGUUUGUGUCUUUAUGGGGAGCUCUGGGUUAGUGUUAGUCUCGAAAUAGUUUUCCCCCACCACGCACCGUAUUCGUGUUGCACUACUUUCCAUCCUUUCAUCCCAUUUUACAGAGUCAAGGUUUUCUGAGCUGAUUGUUCAGCGUUGCACUUGGAGGAGAUGGAUCAUGUAUAUUCAUCCUCCAGAAUCUGUCCUUUCCUCACCCGUAAUGCUCGUUCACGCUCAUUCUUGUUGUUCUGCCUGCUUUCACGCCUCUCUUUGACCUCGUUCAACCUGCACAGUUUUGCUGUUGCGAAGCGUUAGCGUCUCGGCCGUCACGUUAUGAAGCCCCAGCUGGUUGGAGAUGGACCAUGGGCUGCCGUUCUCCCCUCUCCAGGCUCCGAGUACUGCUGGAAGCACAGUAUGCCUGCUGUUGCUUCUGUGUUUACACACAUUCUCCUAGUGUCCUCCGUUAGGUGCCUCUCCACUGCAGACCAGCAGAGGGAGCCAGUUAGCUUUUCAGUUGGCACUGCUCCAUGUUUUUUUUUUUCCUAUAAUUUCUUUUAAAACGAGCCAACCUUCUGAAGCAGGCCGGACCUGUGCCCUAGCGUGACAUUUACUUUUACCGUUGUAACUGUGACCAUUUUUUCCCCGUCUGGUUUUAACUGCUGUGCCCCAGAUGGGAAGAAGCUUCUGCUGACUGGAAUGUGAUUGACGUAUGAUUGACUACUUGGUCUAUGUGUGUGUGACUUAUUAAUCUGGUUGACAUUUUGAUUUGUGAUAACACAUUACCUCUGACUUGUACUGCGGCUUACGAUGGAACAUGGAGUUACUCAUGUGCCUAAAAACGGCAGUGUUUACUGUAAUCUCUCCAUACUGUGAGCCUCAACUACAUCUGACUGUUUAUUUGCAGUGUACAUGCUUGAGUUUGAUUAUAUUUCUCUGGAGUCUUGAACUCGUGUUCUUAUAUUUCUUCUAGUCUGUAAUGGUAUCGAAAUUGCUGCUCUGUAUUUUGUUUCCAUCUGAGUGAAGUUGCACAGUGCAGUGUCUUGUAAAUGAUUUUUCAUGUGCGAUACAUGGUAAGAGCUGCUGCUGUGUGAAAUGAACUGAUGUUAAAUGACCUCUUCAUCCCCCAAUUACUCUUUCCUUUUGUACAGCUCUGUUUUUGUGACAUUUGAACAAGUAAAUGUUAUUUAAGUUCACCUUCA